Uncinocarpus reesii 1704 is the source of this 477-nucleotide messenger RNA. RefSeq lists its product as uncharacterized. The transcript is spliced from 3 exons. The record is from RefSeq and is a predicted model, not a curated record. The coding region runs from base 1 to 477 and encodes 158 amino acids. Lineage: Eukaryota; Fungi; Ascomycota; Eurotiomycetes; Onygenales; Onygenaceae.
AUGGACGGUGGCGCAACAAGAAUCGAUAGCGAAUCGUUCAAAGCGAGAAGAGAGUUCCGGGAGGCCGCCCUCUCCCUUCCGCCCCGGGAACCACACCCCUGGACCCCAGCCCUGAGACGGCACGUCUGGGCAGCCCUGAAGGGGAAAGGCGCGGUGGGCAUCCUGCAGCCUGGCCAGGCGACGACCAGGAGCAGUCAGUUCAGGGGCUCUGGGCCUGAUGCAGCGCCUCUGCUGAGAACCAGGUUGCUGGAUUGGAGCUCAGACCGCGAUCGUGAUCUAUUCGAUCGAGGGGGCCCCAGAAUCCAGCACCGGCAGACCGAACUACUCGAUAUGGGCAGCAGUCGACUGAGCAGGAAAGGCGACGAGUGCGGAACAGUCCGUCUCCGUGGAUACAAAAUGCUGAGAGGGAAUGGUGUUUGCUCGAGUGAGAUGUGUGCUGCGGAUCGUCGAGCAGUUCUGAGCUACGACUAUAGAUGA